GUACUUCGAAGGUGGAGACACAGGUGGAAUAAAUCACCAACUUUACUACAAUACCAGCAAGUAACGAGUUGCAUCAACAUAGCAGUACGCUGCAGGGAACAGAAACCGGAAGAUAGACCUUCUAUAGGUGAUAUAAUGAGCAUUCUAAGUGAAUCCGUAAGUACGGAUUGGCACACUGGUCAGGAAAGCACUUAUCUAGAUGAUGACAUUCUUGGUAUUGAGCCACUCGAGCUACAAUUUUCUUUGAUGCUUAACACGGAGAUGUCAUGCUCAGUUAAGCUAACGAACAAGACAAAGGCUUGUUUUGCCUUCAACAUUGAAAGACCGAGCCAACAGUAUACCAUACAGCCAGACAAAGGCAUCGUGCCACCAGAAUGGAACGAGUUUCUUGUUAAGAUAACAUUGCAGCCACAAGACAGGGCACCGGAAGUUACAGGAAAUGCUGAUAAGUUCACCGUGCAAAGCACAAAAGUGAGUGAAGGUCUUAGAGUCGAGGAUAUCACUGAACGUAUAUUCCAUGAAGAGGCCGGUAAAGUGGUUGAUGAGGUGGAUUUGAUGGUUGUAUAUGGGAAGGGUAGUGGCAGGAGAGGACCAGUGUGCCCAUUUGUCGAGGGAGUCUCCGUCAAGCCCUGCCAGGCCAUCAAUUCUAUCAGCUAUGAAGAUGGCACCCGAGGACAACUAGGUCGCCGUAAUUUCCGCCCACCAAAGAACUUUUCACGCACUCAACCUGCAAACAUGACCUACCUACUGAGAGUCAGUGAUCGAGCCAUUGAUGUCACAAGGGGGGCCAUGGGCUGCCUGCUCCACAAGCUGGGCGAGCUCCUCAAGGAUUUCAAUCUGGAAACAAGCGUGAAGGAAGACGUCGACUCACACUCUAAAGAGCUAGUGAAGAUGCAGCUAGUACUCUGCAAGGUGUCACAGGUGCAGCAGGACAACCUCGAUGAUCUGGUCAAGCGUUGGGCCAGUAAUGUUAGGGAGAUGUCAUAUGACCUAGAGGAUUUCGUUGAUGGCUUUCUGGUGCAAAGCGAGCCUGAGUCUAAUACGAGUGGCUUCAGGGAACUCACACAUGAGAUGUGCUUCCUCUUGGAGAAGGGCAAGGGUCACCAGCCGAUCGGUGACUUGAUCAAACACCACAUCAGCAAACAAGUUCAGGAUGAGGCCAAAAAGUGUAAAGAGUACAACGUUGACAAUGUUGUGGAUGAUGCAUCUGCCACAGUUACCGAUACCAUUGAUCCUCGUAACUUAGUUGUAUUUCAACGUCCAAAGGAGCUUGUUGGCAUUGAAGAGCCAAGGGAUAACCUAAUCAAGAGGCUCUCUCAAGUGUCAGAGCAGCAGCUGAGGAUAUUCUCUAUCUACGGAGCUGGGGGGUCGGGCAAGACAACUCUGGCAAAGGCAGUGUAUGACAAGCUUGAAGGCCAAUUCCAUCCUAUGGCUUUUGUUUCCGUGGGUCGGAAUCCCGAUAAGAAGCAAGUUUUGCAAGACAUUAUUGAUGAACUUUCCAAUGAUUCCAAUACAGCAACCUUGAACGAAAAGCAGCUCAUCAAAGAACUCCACAAAUUACUCAAGAACAAGAGGUAUGCACCAGUUUACUCAUUAGCUGUGGUGAUGGGGGUACAAUUUUUUUUCGAGAGUACGCAAAUUGUGUACCAAUUUUUUUCAGCCAAAUCUAUUUGGCGAACAUGUUAA
Molecule: messenger RNA, 1686 nt
Organism: Triticum dicoccoides
Lineage: Eukaryota; Viridiplantae; Streptophyta; Magnoliopsida; Poales; Poaceae
Exons: 3
Molecular function (GO): ADP binding
Source: RefSeq, a predicted model, not a curated record